Molecule: messenger RNA, 1494 nt
Organism: Rhodotorula graminis WP1
Lineage: Eukaryota; Fungi; Basidiomycota; Microbotryomycetes; Sporidiobolales; Sporidiobolaceae
Exons: 9
Coding region: 1-1494 (497 amino acids)
Source: RefSeq, a predicted model, not a curated record
AUGCUGUCCUUCCUUGUCAAACUCGUCGCCCUCUCGAGCCUCGCCGCGCUGGCCGCCGCGACGCACGAGCCCCGCUUCGCCAAGCUCCGCCGCAACCCCGGCAUCCACGUUCCCUCGCCGACCCUCGCCACCCUCGCCCUCGCACCGAGUGCAGCGCCCGAGGCGCCGCUCAGCAGCAACGUCGCCGCCGCAUCGGCGCCGCUCGCCGAGGCGACCUCGUCACCCGUCCUCGCCGACAGCACCUCGCUCGCCUACCUGCCGUCCUCGAUCGAGUCGGUCGCCGCCGCCACUACGUCGCCGAGCUCGACUGCGACGGCUACCGCACCGCCGUCGAUCGACGUGACGGUUCUCCAGCUCGCCUUCGUUCUCGAGAACCUCGAGGCGACGUUCUACCAGCAGGCGCUCGAGCGCUUCAGCUUCCAGGUCAUGGUCGACGCCGGCCUCUCGCAGAUCCAGUCCGCCAUCAUCAUCGAGCAGGUGACGCAGAUCCUCGUCGACGAAAACCGGCAUGUCGCUGUACUCGCCGACACGAUCAUCGCCCUCGGCGCCGAGCCGUUCUCGAGCUGCGGGUUCAACUUCGACCAGGCGCUUUCGGACCCGGUCUCGUUCCUCCAGACGGCGCGCGUCCUCGAGGCGGUCGGUGUCAGCGCGUACCUGGGUGCGGCCCACCUCCUCACCGACCCGUCGCGCCUUCUCGCGGCGUCAAGCAUCGUCACGCUCGAGGCCCGGCACCAGUCGCUCCUCAACGUCCUCAACGGCGGCUCGUUCGGUCCCCAGCAGUCGUUCGACCUGCCCUUGACGCCGCAGGGCGUGCUCGCCAUCGCCGGCGGGUUCCUCGUCGGGUGCGACGCGAGCGAGCUCGGCCUGACCGCCAACGCGGCCCUCACCGUCAUCGACGAGGCGACGGCCGUCGCGCGCUUCGUGCCCGGCUCCAAGCUCGCCCUGUCGGUCGUCAACGUCGAGGUCGACCUGUCCGGCCUCACGUGCCAGCUCCUCCUCGGCGGCCAAGCUGUGGCGCUCACGUUUGCGGCGGCCGACUGCUACAUCCCGGCGGGCGUCGAUGGUCCUGUCGCCGUCUACCUCACCAACACGUCGACGCCGCUCGCGACCAACGUCGUGAUCCAGGCGCAGCAGACGAUCGUGGCGGGCCCAGGGUUCAUCUUUGUCGACGCCGAGGUCACGGUCCUCGCCUCGGUCCUGUCGCCGUUCGCGAGCGCCAACGACGACCUCGGGCACCAGGGCUCGUCGGUCGCGGCAGCAGUCGCCGUCGAGGUCGCUGUCGGCGUCCACUCGUCGUCGUCGUCGUGGUCGUCGUCGUCGCCCUCGCUCUCGGACGUGGCGCCCGUCGACGGCGCUCCUGCCGCCGAAUCGGCCUCGUCGACGUCGACCGCGCCCCAGGACUCGGCGCUCUCGCCGUACCGUCUCGACCGUCGUCGUGUCGGUGCGCUGCCGACGAUCCAGGAGUCGCUCGGCAAGCGGCGGCUGUCGUCGUGA